CUGGGAAAACGAGAUGGCCGUCGCAACCCGUGCGCUCCGGGGCACAAAUGGGGGCAGUCGGUUGAAAUCGCAGGGCCGCAUUAGCCCGUCUCCGCUCCUCUCGACCCCAGUGCAGAUCCCCGGGCGCCACCCGGGAGGACGCGAGUGGGACGAGCGAGAUGAGGCGGGCGGCGACCCCGCUGGGCUCGGCGAACCCAGCCGGCCAACGGACUCCGUCCGGACCUCCCAGCAGUCAGGCGAGACCACCCGCUGAAUUUAAGCAUAUUACUAAGCGGAGGAAAA
Closterium sp. NIES-67 is the source of this 282-nucleotide messenger RNA. The record is from the annotation of a GenBank genome assembly. Lineage: Eukaryota; Viridiplantae; Streptophyta; Zygnematophyceae; Desmidiales; Closteriaceae.